AUGUGUUGUGCUUUCGCACUGCGCUAUUUGUACUUUGUACAAAGGCAAAACAAAACGUCGCUGGUUCAAUUCCGCACUGCGUCCGAAAAUUUUUGCGCUCUCAAUUUCCCUCAAAUUUCAGUCAAACUCCGUGGAUGGCACACAAAAUUCACCGUGCAAACCUUCCGUGGAUUCGGCCUCAGCGCCCUAUUCGAUAACGACAAACCAGCUGGCAAAUUUGAUCUGCAAGGCCGUAAAGGUGAGGCGCGCAUUUGGCCAAACUGCCGCCGUGCGGGCGUGUCGCACUCCAAUCUUCGGCCCAAGACGUCCGUCCACGUGCUUUGGCACGCACCCGACACGUUCGCCGAGGGUGCGUGCGUUUGGUUCCGUGCCAUCAUUAUCGCGUCGAGACGCCAUUGGUUCGCUGAAGACGGUGAACUUACGAAAAAAUUCUGCAUUACAGAAGGCUACAAGAAGGCGCUGACCGUCGAAGAUCACGACGACUCGGGCACGGGGGAAUGUUGCGCGUGUGAUGAGGCCAAGUACAGUCUCGAGUUCAUCGGGUUGUGGUCCAAAGAGACGCAUCCAAAGGAUUAUCCUACCUUAGAGCAUUUAACACAUUUCACUGAUAUGCUAGGCGCAAGCCAUAGUCCAAACUACACAAUGUGGAAAUUCGGUAUGAUCGCAACCGAUGGCAUGAAGGAAAUUGCCGAAUGGGGUAACACCUAUAAAGGAGAGCAGGAAAUGAAGGAACACGCCAGUGAGAUUCGUACACUGAUGAAAAUCAAAGGUCUAUGGUAUCCAGAGGUUCAAGGCCGUACACACAGCUCAUUUGUGGUUAACAAGUACCACCAUCUCGCCUCGCUGGCCGCUAUGUUCGGUCCAUCACCCGACUGGUGUGUAGGUAUCUCGUCGGUAAACCUCUGCCUACCCGACUGCACCUGGGUACCCGAGCGUACUUUUGAGCUGCUACCCUUCGAUGCGGGCACUGAUAAUGGGCCGACGUUCAUGGUACGUGUGCACUCUUUAAAAAAUUGA
This is a messenger RNA of Anisakis simplex (herring worm), 1017 nucleotides long. NCBI's taxonomy places the organism in Eukaryota, Metazoa, Nematoda, Chromadorea, Rhabditida, Anisakidae. The record is from the annotation of a GenBank genome assembly.